This is a messenger RNA of Durio zibethinus, 2011 nucleotides long. RefSeq names its product Protein phosphatase 2C family protein. Gene Ontology annotation, biological process: protein dephosphorylation. Gene Ontology annotation, molecular function: protein serine/threonine phosphatase activity; cation binding. The record is from RefSeq and is a predicted model, not a curated record. Lineage: Eukaryota; Viridiplantae; Streptophyta; Magnoliopsida; Malvales; Malvaceae.
AGUCUAUAGCUUUUCUCUUUUGAUUUUUUUUUUCCUAUUAACAUAGGGGUGUGGAGCCCAAGACCGGACCUUUACUUCGUUGGCUUCAAGCUCGCCAUCGUUGGUCUUUUGUGGGUCUUGUUUGCUGAGACGUAGAGGGAGAAGCAAAGGAUACAGAUAGAAAAGAGAGUUUUUAUAAGUUGUUAUGUGCCAAAAGCCAAAAUCUUUCACAUAAAAGGACUUCUCUUUUCCAUUUCAUUUCUGUACUAUUUUGUUCUUUUCUUCUUCUUCUUCAAUUAUCUCAUGAGUUGUUGAAAUCAACCAAAUCAAAAACCAAAAUCUAAACUUUUUUUCUAUCUCUCUGACUUGAUUGAUUCAUAGAUCUACUAAUUCCAAUUUCUUUCCCACAUGAAGUUUUUUCCUUUUCUAGUUCCAGAUCCUUCUUUUCAAGUAUAAAGCCAAGUGCUCAAAUCAAAAGUGUUCCAUUAUUGUGUUGAGAAGCAGAGGAUACGGUUCACGUUUCAUGUUUCUAGAGCCUAGUUGUGUUAAGUGGUUAUUUAGAUGUGCAUAAUUUGGAGGGUUUUUGGGAUGAGAUGAGGGAUGUUAUCUGGGUUGAUGAACUUUUUGAGGGCCUGUUUUUGGCCAAGGUCGGUUCACACAAGUUCGGAUGCUGGAGGUGGCCAAGAUGGGCUUUUGUGGUACAAGGACACGGGGCAGCACGUUAAUGGUGAGUUCUCAAUGGCAGUGGUUCAGGCCAAUAAUUUACUUGAGGAUCAGAGCCAGCUUGAGUCUGGUUGUCUGAGUUCACAUGAGUCGGGUCCCUAUGGUACUUUUGUUGGCGUAUAUGAUGGGCAUGGGGGCCCAGAGACCUCACGCUACAUCAAUGAUCAUCUCUUUCAACAUCUCAAGCGGCUUACUUCAGAGCAACAGACAAUGUCGGUUGACGUAAUACGAAAAGCGUAUCAAGCAACAGAAGAGGGUUUUUUGUCUCUUGUUACUAAACAGUGGCCUAUGAAACCACAAAUUGCAGCUGUUGGAUCCUGCUGCCUGGUUGGUGUCAUCUGUGGUGGAACCCUUUAUGUUGCUAACCUUGGUGAUUCCCGUGCUGUUUUGGGGAGAGCUGUGAAGGCAACAGGAGAGGUUCUAGCCAUUCAGCUGUCAGCUGAGCAUAAUGUGUGCAUAGAGUCUGUAAGACAGGAGCUGCAGUCGUUGCACCCUGAUGACCCACAAAUUGUAGUUUUGAAGCACAAUGUAUGGCGUGUAAAAGGUCUCAUACAGGUUUCCAGAUCUAUCGGUGAUGUAUAUUUAAAAAAGGCUGAGUUCAACAGGGAGCCUUUAUAUGCCAAAUUUCGUCUUCGUGAACCUUUCAAAAAGCCAAUAUUGAGUGCAGACCCAUCAAUAUCAUCACACCCGCUGCAGCCACAUGAUCAAUUUGUGAUAUUUGCAUCUGAUGGACUAUGGGAGCACCUAAGCAAUCAAGAAGCUGUUGAUAUUGUUCAAAAUCAUUCACGAAGUGGAAGUGCGAGGAGGUUGAUAAAAACUGCUCUACAAGAAGCAGCAAAGAAGAGAGAAAUGAGGUAUUCUGACUUGAAGAAGAUUGACCGCGGAGUCCGUCGGCAUUUCCAUGACGACAUCACAGUAAUUGUGGUGUUUCUUGACUCAAAUCUCGUGAGCAGGGCUUCCUCAGUAAAAGGUCCUAAUCUAUCUGUUAGAGGGGGAGGACUUAACUUGCCUCCUAAUACACUGGCUCCAUGUUCCACGCCAACAGAAGCUGGCGGUACCUGAUCAUUCUGUAAUUUAUGUUUUUCUUUGUUGUAUCAUUUUCUUGUAUGAAUACGUGGUAGCUUCUGAAAACAACAAGAGGAGCAAGCCUUCAAUUCUUUAAUGUACCCUGCAGCUUUUAACUGGAAACUACCUGCAUUUAGCUUCUGUGCCGAAAAAAAGUAGAGAAAGUACAAGGUGACGAUUAUUAUAGUCAAUUACCUGGUAUAGUCACCUUAGUCUUUAUAUAAAAGCCUCCUUUUGUUCUUCA